Molecule: messenger RNA, 1791 nt
Organism: Odobenus rosmarus divergens (Pacific walrus)
Lineage: Eukaryota; Metazoa; Chordata; Mammalia; Carnivora; Odobenidae
Gene: FKRP
Product: fukutin related protein
Exons: 1
Coding region: 34-1521 (495 amino acids)
Biological process (GO): protein O-linked glycosylation via mannose
Cellular component (GO): Golgi apparatus
Source: RefSeq, a predicted model, not a curated record
CUGGAAGCCCAGCUAGGGCCCGACUUUGGCCCCAUGCGUCUCACCCGCUGCCAGGCUGCCCUGGCAGCCGCCAUCACGCUCAACCUCCUGGUCCUCUUCUAUGUCUCCUGGCUGCAGCACCAGCCCAGGAACUCCCGGGCCCGGGGUCCCCGCCGUGGAGGGGCUGCCGGCCCCCGCGUCACCGUCCUGGUGCGGGAGUUCGAGGCCUUUGACAACGCGGUGCCUGAGCUGGUGGACUCCUUCUUGCAACAGGACGCAGCCCAGCCCGUGGUGGUGGCCGCCGACACGCUCCCCUACCCGCCCCUGGCCCUGCCCCGCAUUCCCAACGUUCGCCUGGCGCUGCUCCAGCCCGCCCUGGACCGGACCGCCGCGGCCUCGCGCCCCGAGACCUACGUGGCCACCGAGUUCGUGGCCCUGGUGCCCGACGGGGCGAGGGCCGAGGCACCGGGCCAGCUGGAGCGCAUGGUGGAGGUGCUCCGCGCGGGAGGGGCACGCCUGGUGGCCGCCCCCGUCGCCUCGGCCAACCCUGCCCGGUGCCUGGCCCUGAACGUCAGCCUGCGGGACUGGACGGCCCGCUACGGCCCCGCGCCCUCCGCGCCCCGCUGCGACGCCCUGGACGGAGAUGCCGUGGUGCUCCUGCGCGCCCGCGACCUCUUCAACCUGUCGGCGCCCCUGGCCCGGCCGGUGGGCACCGGCCUCUUCCUGCAGACGGCCCUGCGCGGCUGGGCGGUGCAGCUGCUGGACCUCCAGUUCGGCGCGGCGCGCCAGCCCCCCCUGGCCACGGCCCACGCGCGCUGGAAGGCGGAGCGCGAGGGGCGCGCGCGGCGGGCGGCGCUGCUGCGCUCGCUGGGCAUCCGCCUGGUGAGCGGGGAGGGCGGGCGCCUCGAGUGGUUCGGUUGCAGCAAGGAGACCCCGCGCUGCUUCGGGACGGUGGUGGGCGACACGCCGGCCUACCUCUACGAGGAGCGCUGGACGCCCCCGUGCUGCCUGCGCGCGCUGCGCGAGACCGCCCGCUACGUGGUGGGCGUGCUGGAGGCGGCGGGCGUGCGCUACUGGCUGGAGGGCGGCUCGCUGCUCGGGGCCGCCCGCCACGGGGACAUCAUCCCGUGGGACUACGACGUGGACCUGGGCAUCUACCUGGAGGACGUGGGCAACUGCGAGCAGCUGCGGGGGGCCGAGGCGGGCUCGGUGGUGGACGAGCGCGGCUUCGUGUGGGAGAAGGCCGUAGAGGGCGACUUCUUCCGCGUGCAGUACAGCGAGAGCAACCACCUGCACGUGGAUCUGUGGCCUUUCUACCCCCGCAACGGAGUCAUGACCAAGGACACGUGGCUGGACCACCGGCAGGAUGUCGAAUUCCCCGAACACUUCCUGCAGCCUCUCGUGCCCCUGUCCUUCGCUGGCUUCGUGGCGCAGGCGCCUAACAACUACCGUCGCUUCCUGGAGCUCAAGUUCGGCCCCGGGGUCAUCGAGAACCCCGAGUACCCCAACCCGGCACUCCUGAGUUUGGCGGGAAGCAGCUGAAGCUCCAGCGCCCGCUCCUGGGGUCUGAAGAACACUCCUGCGCGGGGAGCUGCCCUUUGCUUUGGCGCCGCUGGCAUUUGGUGGGCGGGCCGGGGACGGGCCUGGACUUCGAAGACCUGCCCUGCCCAAGAUUUCCAAGAGCUUGGGUUUUAUUUAGAGCACGGACAGUUUUAUAAAGAGGAAAAGGUGUACGUUCUGCGGCUGGACUACCGCGAUUAAAACCCCAGCUCUACCUCUUACUAGUUGGGCCUGCCUGGGAGAGUGUCCCAG